GGAACCUACACCGGGGCCCUCGUCUCGGUCCCAAGCCGCACAUCAGGCCCUAGCGCUUUGCUUGUUCACACAUAACAUCGACAAUCUUCUUGCAAGAUUACGCCCCGGACUAAUCUUGAGAUAAAGAACCUAGACAAGAAGGGCUCAAUCCCCCCGGUCUCUUGAUACCUGAUACAUGCACUCAUAGUCAACCAUGGCUCCUCACCCCUUCAAGAUCCUCAGUAUCGAGGAAACCACCAUCACCCGCGAUGUCAUCCUCUCCUUACACCCAGAUGUCGUUGUAGACUUCCGCGAGAUCUUCCUACAGGAGCCAGAGAAAGAGCUAAUGAAGCAAUAUCUCGAUGUCGAGCACGCAGCAGAGACUGGACAGUCACAAACUUCAAAACGACCACCUCGACUAGCCAAGUGCCAGUACGACGUUGUUGGAUCCGACAGGAUUCCUGAGUACCACGAGUCAGUCAUUGACGUUGAACAGAAGAAGAGAGUCCGGCAUGAGGUCGUGGGUAAAGAGAAGCAGGCGAGCUUGACGCUCUGGGAGUUCCAGCAUCUGCUUGCUGCGUGUAAGAAAAGUGAGAUGUUCCAGAAAGCAAUCGCCGAGUUCAAGCUGCCAGAGGGAUUUGAGCUUGUCGUUGAGCCAUGGCCUUAUGGCGGGCUCGACAUUGGUGCUGAGAGCCGAAGAUACUUCCAAGGACUAUGCUUUGCGCAGGACACAAGAAAUGAGAAUGCCGACUCUAACUUUUACGCAUAUCCACUUCCGCUUAUCCCCGUCAUGGAUGCACAUACGAGGGAGAUUGUUCGUAUCGAUCGCUUGGCAACAGGCGGGAAGGGUGACAGUCUGACCGGCCAGACUCACUCUGAGCGGAUUCUUGAUCAUUGUCAGUCGGCUGAGUACGUUCCCGAAUUGGUGCCUGGUGGCACAAGGCAGGACGUCAAGCCCAUCAAUAUAACCCAGCCAGAAGGUCCUUCGUUCAGCGUUACGGACGAAUCGUUAGUCGAGUGGCAGAAGUGGAGUUUCCGAGUUUCAUUCAAUCCACGCGAAGGCGCUGUCUUACACGACGUUCACUACGAUGGGCGGAGCAUUCUCUACCGUAUGAGCAUCAGCGAGAUGUCGGUUCCAUAUGCUGACGCACGGCCACCCUUCCAUCGCAAGCAAGCCUUCGACUUCGGUGACGGAGGUGCAGGAAAUUGCGCUAACAACCUUUCGCUUGGCUGUGACUGUCUUGGUGUAAUCAAAUACUUCGAUGCAGUCAUUGUGAGUUCAGACGGCGAGCCCAAGGUGCAUCCCAAUGUUGUUUGUCUGCAUGAGCAGGAUAAUGGUAUUGGCUGGAAGCACACAAACUGGAGAACGGGCCGCGCAGUUGCCACUCGCAUGCGCGAGCUUGUCGUUCAGUUUAUCAUCACGCUCGCAAACUACGAGUAUGUAUUCGCGUACAAGCUCGACACAGCUGGUGGCAUCACGCUUGAAGUCCGAGCCACAGGUAUCGUCUCAGUGGUCAACAUUGACCCUGGUAAGACGUCGGAUUAUGGAAACGUCGUCUCGGGUGGUGUCCUUGCACAGAACCAUCAACACAUCUUCGCUGCUCGCAUCGACCCCGCCAUCGACGGACACAAAAAUACAGUAGUUUACGAGGAAUCCCACACUGCACAAUGGAAUAAAGUAACUAACCCCAACGGCAACCUAUAUGAGAUCCGCAAAACCGUCGUCGAAAAAUCAAGUGGUGUAGACGCGAACCCAUUCGACCACCGCGUCUUCAAGAUCAUCAAUUCCUCGAAGAAGAACCAAACAAGUGGCAAUCCAGUUGGCUACAAGUUUACUCCGCUGCCGACGCAGAAGUUGCUUGCAAGCCCAGGAAGUAUUCAGGCGCAACGAGCACUGUUUACAAACCAUCAUGUCUGGGUAACCAAGUACCAGGACGAUGAAUUGUAUGCUGCCGGACGGUUCACGUUGCAGAGCCAACUUGAGCAGGGCGGUGUGCAUGACAUGGCUGCAAGGAAGGACGAUGUCGCUGACGAAGACUUGGUGGUCUGGAAUGUAUUCGGGCUGACGCACAACCCGCGAGUUGAAGACUGGCCGGUCAUGCCGGUGGAAAUUUACCAGCUACACUACAAGCCGAGCGACUUCUUUGACCGCAAUCCGGCAAUCGAUGUACCGAGCACAAAGAACAACGCUUCAGUGCUGGUUGGCAAAGAUUGCUGCUCUGGGACGGAGAAGGCUUGACGGUGCUAGUGAACAGACUCCGAUUCUAGUGUGGAUGUAUGACGUACAAAGUUUUUCACGAAUGCUUUCGACGGAAAACCUAGUUUCAAUCCAUAUUUUGGUCAAUUUCUAUUCACAAAAUCCAAAAUAGAGCCAAGCUCUGAAACGCUAUAAGAUAUCAUAAGCUCAUAUAAGUCAAAUGGAAUUCUUUCAGCUAUUCCCUAUGUACUCGGCUUUGCUGAUAUGCGCCUGCAAGUCUAGGCCAUGAGUAUACCAUGCGUGUCCUGGAGUGGGUCUAGAUAGCUUGAGAAUACACACACUUAUCUGUUUAGGAAAUAUGUUCAGUAAGCGAUAAGAUACUU
Messenger RNA from Cucurbitaria berberidis CBS 394.84, 2559 nucleotides. RefSeq names its product copper amine oxidase-like protein. The transcript has 4 exons. Gene Ontology annotation, molecular function: quinone binding; copper ion binding; primary methylamine oxidase activity. The coding region runs from base 194 to 2218 and encodes 674 amino acids. Gene Ontology annotation, biological process: amine metabolic process. Lineage: Eukaryota; Fungi; Ascomycota; Dothideomycetes; Pleosporales; Cucurbitariaceae. The record is from RefSeq and is a predicted model, not a curated record.